AUGAGUGAAAUCAGGAAACUUAUAUGGGAUGGAGCUCUGAAUGUGCAAAUAUGUGUCGAUGAUACGCUGGUCCUGAAGGGAACGAGUACUACUGAACGAUUGCUGAAUGUAAGGAUACCGAGAGACACGUAUAUUGUCGUGUAUUUGGAGGGAAUGCUCAAGAAAUUGCAGAGAUUUUUGAGAUUCGACGUUUCUGAAGUGAUGUCAAAGGUUUGGUUUGAAUGUGAUGGCCAGUUAUUGCCUUGGUACUAUCCGAUGGGUGUCUUAUUUGACACCAUUAAGGGCAGUAACUCUAAGAAGGGGGAGCUUGCUUCUGAAUAUUCCAUUAACGUUUGGAAGAUUGAUUUAAAAUACGCUCUGAGCUUACCUAGAGGACAUAUCCCGAUCGUCGAUGAAGUGGAUCAGAUCCGUAGCUACUGGAUGCAUCAAUGGAAGCAAGCUUGUUUCAUAUUAAAUGGAUCUUCCAAGGCAAUGAUGUCUUUAUCUAUUAAAGAAGCCAAGAAAUUUUGGAAAAGUGUGAUCAAUAGAGAACAGGAUGAAUUUGAUAAAGUUAGCGCAAAGAUUCUAUCUCGUCGACCCCAGUUCAUACCUCUCAUAUUACAUCGAACAAAUUCAGAUCUUGAAAAAAUACAACCAACAGUCUCUCUAGUGAAUAGUAACGGUUCUAUAAAGAAGUUACUGAACGUACUACUGGAAGUGUUCCCAGAUGAUUUUACAAACGGUAUGUUUUCUGGGUGCGUUGUCAGUCAAGGGAUUGUAGUAUCGUUAGAAGACGAUAUGUUCAAUUUAUAUACGAAAUUGAGAAGUUUUGAUGGGUUUUUGCAUUUAAUAGUUAAAGAAAUCGGUACGUAA
This is a messenger RNA of Kazachstania africana CBS 2517, 852 nucleotides long. RefSeq names its product Atg5p (gene ATG5). Lineage: Eukaryota; Fungi; Ascomycota; Saccharomycetes; Saccharomycetales; Saccharomycetaceae. The coding region runs from base 1 to 852 and encodes 283 amino acids. Gene Ontology annotation, cellular component: Atg12-Atg5-Atg16 complex; cytoplasm; phagophore assembly site membrane. The transcript has a single exon. The record is from RefSeq and is a predicted model, not a curated record. Gene Ontology annotation, biological process: C-terminal protein lipidation; autophagy of mitochondrion; nucleophagy.